This is a messenger RNA of Penicillium antarcticum, 2568 nucleotides long. RefSeq lists its product as uncharacterized. The transcript is spliced from 5 exons. The coding region runs from base 1 to 2568 and encodes 855 amino acids. Gene Ontology annotation, molecular function: calcium-activated cation channel activity. Gene Ontology annotation, cellular component: plasma membrane. The record is from RefSeq and is a predicted model, not a curated record. Lineage: Eukaryota; Fungi; Ascomycota; Eurotiomycetes; Eurotiales; Aspergillaceae.
AUGUCAAGUCCAUUGGAUGCAAAUAGCGACCCCAAUGUCGGGUCGUCUCGAGGCGACGCGUCGUCCACUUCAGGCGAUGCCGUCAGUAGCCUUACUGGCGGUGGAGGUUCGUCUGGCUCGGCGUUGAUGAUGACUUUGUUGCCAGCUCUUGUAUACGCAAUUUUCUGGGUCAGCCUUUUCUUAAUUUUUCGACGCACUCAGCGCCGGUGGUACGCUCCAAGAUCGCAUCUACCUGAUCUGCAUGAACAUGAAAGGAGUCCAGAAUUACCCUCUGGCUGGGUCAACUGGGUCGGGACAUUCUUGAAAAUUGAGGAUAACCAUGUCCUGCACCACUCGUCUCUAGAUGGGUAUCUCUUUCUGCGAUUUCUGCGAGUAUUGGCGGCGACUUGUCUAACGGGCUGCUUAAUCACAUGGCCUAUCCUACUGCCCAUUCAUGCUACCGGCGGUGGUGGGAAUGACCAGCUUGAUAUACUGAGCUUCAGCAACAUCAAAGACCCUAAUAGGUAUUAUGCAAACGUGAUAGUGGGCUGCGUGUACUUCACCUUUGUGUUUUAUGUCGUGACCAGAGAAAGUUUGUAUUACGCGAAUCUGCGCCAGGCCUACCUCAAUUCGCCGGCCUACGCAUCUCGAAUGUCGUCCCGAACUCUCCUCUUCAUGUCUGUGCCCGAAGCGUACAAGAACGAGAAGAAGUUGCGCCAGGUGUUCGGGGAAUCUAUCCGCAAUGUUUGGAUCACCUCAGACUGCUCGAAGCUGAAAUCACUAGUUAGUGAUCGAGAUGGUCUAGCCGAAAAGUUAGAAACUGCAGAGACCAAGCUUAUUCGCCGAGCAAACAAGGCUCGCAUGAAGGCGAUCAGGAAAGGCGAGCUGGAAAUUGACACAUGUCUGGAUUGCGAGUCAAGCAACCCUGCUUGGUCUCAUCAAGUCCAGCGACCAACGCACCGCCUUAAGUUUUUCGGCAAGAAAGUUGACUCCAUUCACUGGUAUCGGACUGAGCUAGCAAAGAAAACCGAGGAAGUGUCAAUUCUCCAAGCUAAGCAUCAGGCUGGUGAUGCGAAACAGCUUUCUGCAAUAUUUGUGGAAUUCAGCAGUCAAAACGAUGCGCAGAUUGCCCUGCAGACUCUUUCCCACCACCAGCCAUUCCAUAUGACCCCACGUUUUGUUGGAGUCUCGCCUCGGGAGGUUGUAUGGUCGGCACUGAAUCUGAGCUGGUGGCAACGAAUUGUCCGAAGAUUCGCUGUCCAAGGAUUCCUUGCGGCAUUGGUAGUCUUCUGGUCGUUUCCCUCGGCCAUUGUUGGUGCAAUCUCGAACAUCAGCUAUAUCUGCACGCUGAUUCCCUUUCUCAAAUUCAUUCUCAAAUUGCCCGACUUCGUCACAGGCGCAAUCGAGGGUCUCCUUCCAUCUGCAGCAUUGGCCGCUUUGAUGGCACUGGUUCCGGUUAUUUGUCGUGUAUGCGCCAGAAGAGCAGGAGUGCCAUCAACUGCCCGGGUCGAACUGUUCACACAGAGUGCCCACUUCGUCUUCCAGGUAGUGCAAGUGUUCCUGGUUACCACAUUGACAUCAGCCGCAUCAGCCGCUACGGCCCAGAUUGUCAAAGAUCCUCUCUCGGUCAAAGACCUCCUGGCGCAGAAUCUCCCCAAGGCUACCAACUUUUACAUCUCCUACUUCAUGCUGCAGGGGCUGAGCAUGAGUUCGAUGGCUCUUGUUCAAAUCGCCAGUGCAUUGGUGUUCAAGUUCGUUACGACUUUCUUUGCUGUAUCCCCACGUCGUCUGUUUCAACGAUGGGCAGAGCUAGGAAGUCUCAGUUGGGGCAAUGUGUUUCCCGUUUUCACCAAUAUGGCUGUGAUUGCACUGACAUACUCGUGCAUUGCACCUUUGAUUUUGGGCUUCGCAUUCCUUGGUUUAUAUCUCGUAUACCAAGCGUAUCGGUACAACUUCCUCUUCGUCUACGACAUUGAGGUCGACACGAAGGGUCUGGUCUACCCACGAGCUCUCCAACAUCUAUUGACAGGCCUCUAUCUCGCCGAGAUCUGCCUUAUCGGCCUCUGCGCCAUCAAAGGUGCGAUCGGACCGGUGAUCAUCAUGGUCAUCUUCCUCAUCGUCAACAUUCUAGCACACAUGUCCCUCAACGAAGCGCUGGCCCCUUUAAACACCUUUCUCCCGCGAUCCCUCGAUGCCGAGGAAGAGAUGCUACAAGAAAAGGAAGACGUCCUGGCAGAAAUCAACGAACAACGCCGAAAUUCCCGCGCAUUGGCCUUCUGGAGAUGGUUCCACCCAAACGUAUACAAAGACUAUGCAGCAUUGCGCCGCAAAGUCCGCCGCAAUGUGGCAGAGAUCUCAUAUACGCCAGAGGAAAUGCGAACAGCUUAUUUCGAACCUUGCAUUGCAUCGCCGCCGCCGACGCUAUGGAUCCCACGCGAUAAGUGGGGUUUCAGUCGUCAUGAGAUCAUGGAAACCGAGUCGAUCAUCAGCAUCACGGAUGAGGGUGCCCACUUGGACGAGAAAAACAAGAUCGUGUGGGAUAAAUAUGAUCCCCAUCUUCCACUGCGAGAGCGGAAGAUCCUGUAUUGA